AUGCUCAGUCUCCAGACCUCCAUCUCCAGCCCGAGCCUCCACCUCUGCUCCCGCCUGCAGCUCUCGUCUUCGGGGAGACUCUUGUCCAUCCAUGCGGAGCUAAGUCAGUUUGACGGACAGGCCCCUGCUCUCCCUCGGCCCCUCGCUCUCCCGCUCCAGCAUUGUCCUGUCAUGUCCACGCUCCCGAGCCUCGGCCCCCGUCGGCCAUUAUCCUCAUCACAGUCAUCUCCGCUAAUCACCGCUCCAAUCGUGGCCGACAUAAAUCUAAUCAGCGGCAGAGGCGUCCAGUGCCACUCGCUCAGCGGCUUUGGCAGAGACCGGAGGAAGCGCUGGCAAGAAACACUUGUCCUUCGGUGUUUGCACAGAGGUCCCACAGAGGCCCCACAGAGGUCCCACAGAGGUCCCACAGAGGUCCCACAGAGGUCCCACAGAGGUCCCACAGAGGCCCCACAGAGGUCCCACAGAGGCCCCACAGAGGUCCCACAGAGGUCCCACAGAGGUCCCACAGAGGCCCCACAGAGGUCCCACAGAGGCCCCACAGACGCCCCACAGAGGGAACUGCAAAAUGCUGUUUGCAGGUUGUAA
Knipowitschia caucasica is the source of this 585-nucleotide messenger RNA. The record is from the annotation of a GenBank genome assembly. Lineage: Eukaryota; Metazoa; Chordata; Actinopteri; Gobiiformes; Gobiidae.